Messenger RNA from Camellia sinensis, 1402 nucleotides. The record is from RefSeq and is a predicted model, not a curated record. NCBI's taxonomy places the organism in Eukaryota, Viridiplantae, Streptophyta, Magnoliopsida, Ericales, Theaceae.
AUGGCUCAAGGUGUAUGUGAGCUAUUAUGGAUUAGACUACUUUUGAGGGAUUUGGGGAUUCAUCAGACAGAUUCUAUACGGCUAUACUGUGACAAUACGAUGGCCAUUAAUAUAGCUCACAAUCCAGUUCAGCAUGACCGGACCAAGCAUGUGGAGAUUGAUGGACAUUUUAUCAAGGAAAAGUUCACUAGUGGCACUAUAUGUACUCCAUUCGUGAGGUCUGGGGACCAAUUGGCUGAUGUUCUCACCAAAGGAUUAGGGAAUAAACCAUUCCGUGACAUUCUUAACAAGCUGGGGGCUUUUGAUGAAGAAGAAUCUGCAGCAAGAGCAUAUGAUUUAGCUGCAAUCAAAUAUUGGGGUCCUACAACUUUUACAAAUUUCCCGGUGCCUGAGUAUGAGAAAGAGAUUGAGAUAAUGCAGAAUUUAACAAAAGAGGAGUACUUGGCGUCGUUGAGAAGAAGAAGCAGUGGUUUCUCAAGAGGUGUAUCCAAGUACAGAGGAGUCGCGAGGCACCAUCACAAUGGUAGAUGGGAAGCUAGGAUUGGGAGGGUGUUUGGAAACAAAUAUCUCUACCUUGGCACUUACAGUACCCAAGAGGAGGCUGCACAUGCUUAUGACAUUGCAGCAAUCGAAUACAGAGGGAUAAACGCAGUGACCAACUUCGACUUAAGCACAUACAUUAGGUGGCUAAGGCCUGGAGGCAACUCAGUUGCCCUUCAGGAACCAGUACAAAAGUUGGAGCCUCCGCUUGCCAACUCCUCGACUAAUUUCAUGUCGAGUCAGGAACCACCCGAGUUCACCUUCCGCUCCAGCCCUUACAAAUUGGGAGACACAGGCAACAACAUGCCCCGAAAACAGGAACUUUUGGAGACAAAGAUGCCCAUUAGUCCUUGCAACACGUCGGCUUCCCCAACUGCACUCGGACUCCUCCUCAGGUCUUCCAUGUUUAGAGAACUGGUGGAGAAGAACUCGAAUGUCAUUGCUGACGAUGACACUGACAACCAGAAUAAGGCGAAGAAAGAGCCAGGGAUAGGCGGCAGUGACGACUUGAGAGGGAUGUUUUACAGCAAUAUUGGCAGUAAUCCAUAUGGAUGCUCUACUAGGAGUGAAACAUUGCAGACUCAGGAGGCGGAGAACACAUUGCCAUUGUAUAACAACAAUAAAACAGGGCAGUCCCUGUGGAAUGUUGCCUUUAAUUUGCCUUCUAACUAGUGAUUGUAAUUGCUUCAAAAAGUUGAUAUGAUUGGUACAGAAAUCUGACUAAAAGUUUGUAGAUGUGAACUAACCUGCCUUGAAGUGGACCUGGUCUGAAAUAAACUGGUCUGCUGCAAACUUGCAGUUUGUUGUAUUCCAAGAGGAGAGACUUCUUUCAUUCUAUAAUAAUACGGAGAGACAUAUUUCA